CUGGCCUUGUCAUCCUCCUGAAAGCAUUUCUCUCUUGGUCGCCGCGCUCAUCCCUAGAAGUGACAUCGGCACUGCGAUCCCGCCCAUACCGUAUCAUCACCAGUCUCCCCCCCAGUCCCACGUCCUUAUCUCCGGGCUUGUGCAACAUAGGGUCAGAGCAUGCAGUCGCCUUCUUGAAUCGAACUUGAUUGAACCAUUUCUACAUAUAUAUAUAUAUAUUCUUUAAAUAUAUAUAUUCAUAUACGCUCACAUUUAGACGUGCCGCACUAUGUGGUUUUCGACGCCCCGGUUACUCGCCGGACUUUAUGGGUUAUCACUGGCUGUCGUGGGGUCAUCCGCUGUCGAUGUUGAUUUCAUGAGCGUGAGGCCUACUGUGGCCAAGGAAUACUCUGGAAAAGGGGGAGAACCAGGUCCAAAAUAUUUCAAGGAAUCAGACUUUCACUACCAUUAUGACGGCCGCUUUGCCGAUAAGCCUCUCUCGGAGGAAGAGACUACUCCGCACCUGUCGGAACUCAUCCGAACCUACCUGUCAACAAUGGCAGACCUUGGUGCCGAGACAUGGAUCAUGCAUGGUACUCUUCUGGCAUGGUGGUGGAAUCAGAAGAUCUUCCCUUGGGACAAUGACCUUGAUGUCCAAAUAUCUGAACCCACAAUUCACUUCCUUGCCGAUUAUUACAACAUGACGGAACACCAUUUUGAAAUUCCAGGGGUCGAGGGCGGGCGAACUUAUUUGCUCGAGAUAAAUCCUAACUACGUCAUCCGGUCUACCGACGAUAAGUUGAAUGUCAUUGAUGCGCGUUGGAUUGACACUUCCUCCGGAUUGUUCAUCGACAUCACCGCCGUGCGCAAAGAUGACGACAGACGAGAACGCGGUGACCCCGGUGCUCUGAUGUGCAAAGAUGGCCAUCGCUUUGAUGAGACCGAAAUUUUCCCGUUACGGAAUAGUUACUUCGAGGAUGUUCCUGUCAAAAUUCCGUUUGAAUAUGUCCGACUUCUCAAGAAGGAAUAUGGCUCGAAAUCUAUGACCGCUACCACCUUCCAAGGGCACCAUUUCAACGAUGUCACAGAAGUGUGGGAUAAACAAAGGAAACGGCAGUUUUGGCGCCGCCAGCCAGUCGACGUACCCGUCCGAACCACGCCGCUCGGGCCUUUGUUUCGAUGAAACUCGAGGACUGUUUUAAAAGUUCAAGGCUCAUUGAUGCAUCUGGGCCUGAUUAUGACAGUUACGAUCUGACCGGGUUCAAUUCUUUUUAUAUAGUCGUCACUUGUUUGCAUAUAUAUGGCGUUAUCCUUCGGAACGCAUACCAUUUAUUCGCACGUUGGAUACAUUCGGCGUUGGGUCUAUUAUGCUUCUUCGGCCUUCUGUUCUAUUCAUUGGGGUCAUUUCAGACUUUCUCUGUCCCAAAUCUAGAGUUUUGUGACCUGGCUUCCCGGAGUCGGGGCUACUGAACAGUUAAGUCUACGGAGACUUUUGUGAAUAUAUCAAAUAUAUAAUCUAGUAUUGUCCGC
This is a messenger RNA of Aspergillus aculeatus ATCC 16872, 1509 nucleotides long. RefSeq names its product putative mannosylphosphorylation protein (Mnn4). The record is from RefSeq and is a predicted model, not a curated record. The transcript is spliced from 7 exons. The coding region runs from base 269 to 1162 and encodes 297 amino acids. Lineage: Eukaryota; Fungi; Ascomycota; Eurotiomycetes; Eurotiales; Aspergillaceae.